Acipenser ruthenus (sterlet) is the source of this 1388-nucleotide messenger RNA. Its product is annotated as PDZK1-interacting protein 1-like. The transcript is spliced from 4 exons. Lineage: Eukaryota; Metazoa; Chordata; Actinopteri; Acipenseriformes; Acipenseridae. Bases 121 to 474 code for a protein of 117 amino acids. The record is from RefSeq and is a predicted model, not a curated record.
UAUGAGAACAGGUUACAGAGCUGGACACUGUGCACCUUGCCUUGCUUGGAAAGCAUCGGUUUUAGAUAGUCAGUAAAGAGCCCUGCUGUUUAGUUAUUGCUUUUUCAUUUUUUGUAUACAAUGCAGAAGACGUUGCUCUGCCUUCUCUUUGCUGUUGGAGCAGCUGUGGCACAACAUGGCAAGACUAGCCCCCAGAGGGUGCUGCAGCCCUGGCUGACCGGGAUCAUUGCGGUAGUGGUCUUCCUCUUCCUCGUCUUCAUCGCCUUCCUUGUCAACAAAGCUUGGUGUGAGGAGCGCAGUGAGGAGGCCGAUCCACAGCAUGUGAAAGUACAUGAUUAUGUGAUGACUAACGGCUCCAACUCUGAACCCGUCCUGGAUGCAGUCAGGUCCAAGGAGCAUGAGGCUGCCUAUGAAAAUGUAGGAAUGGACCAAGAGUGCAAAGUAACCACAACAGACAAAACUUCUCGGCUCUGAAGUGCCUUUUAAAACACUCAUAGAACACUUGGAGCGCGGUGAAGACAGUAUGAGGUACAGCGCUCGUGUCCUCUGCAGUUCAAUGAAAAGACGUGUAUUCUUUUUGGAUAUCUGUAUGGUUUGAUAGCCUUUAUACUCUAACAUCCAGACCAUACAUGUUCUAUUGGCACAUAUUGGCACAUUGAAAUGUAUUUUUGUUUACGACUGUAAGUCGCCCUGGAUAAGGGCGUCUGCUAAGAAAUAAAUAAUAAUAAUAAUAAUAUUAAUAAUAAUAUAUAAUAGAUGCUCUACACUGAGAAUAUAACAUGAUCUGUUGUUUAUCAUCUGUUCUCUCAGUUCUCUCAUCUGUUCUCUCAACGCCUUAUCGAAAUUACUGUUAUAAAGUAUUAAAAAUGAUCUAGGCUACUGCCUUCAUGAGUGUCAAUUUUAUUUUAUUCAAAGGUAAUAAGAAAGGUGUCGAUUUGAUCAACCUAUACUCAGGAUAAGCCACAGCUGGAUUGUAUUUGAGCAUUUUACAGCACAGGUGAAUUACCCUGGAUUGCAUCACCAUCUAACCCUGGUUAUCCUAUGAUUCACUAGUACUAUUAAAAUGCUCUAAUAAAACCCAGGGUUGGGUUAAUCCAUCACAGUUUAAGUUCAAAUCAACCCCUAAGUAUUCAAAUUCAUGAAGCAGUGCAGUUAAAAAAUUAACCGUGAUGUAUAAUGAAUGGCUGUCUUUCACAGUACUUUGACCCCUGCGGUUUUUGAUAUUUGCUGUUCUGGUUACAAAUACACAUUAAUUACUAACUGUUUCUGUCAGCUUUUUCACUCACAUCUUCUUAUAACUGGGAGCAAAACAAAGUACCAUACUAUACAAAGUUUGGUGGUUACCGUGCCUGGCUGUAAUCCAACGGGACUUUAAAGGAGUGCUCACU